Messenger RNA from Eurytemora carolleeae, 1390 nucleotides. RefSeq names its product probable G-protein coupled receptor frpr-1. Gene Ontology annotation, molecular function: G protein-coupled receptor activity. Lineage: Eukaryota; Metazoa; Arthropoda; Copepoda; Calanoida; Temoridae. Gene Ontology annotation, cellular component: membrane. The coding region runs from base 17 to 1351 and encodes 444 amino acids. Gene Ontology annotation, biological process: G protein-coupled receptor signaling pathway. The record is from RefSeq and is a predicted model, not a curated record. The transcript has 19 exons.
UCCAGAGGAUCAUGUGAUGCUGAUUAAAAUGAUCUUUGAAGGGAUUCUUCUGCCGAUCAUAGGGGGCAUUGGAAUACUAGGCAAUGUUCUCUCUCUGUUGGUUCUCUAUUAUGGAAAACUAGAUUUUCAGAAAACUUUUAUCCAGCUCCUAACUGUCCUGUCUGUAUUCGACAUUAUUAGUAUUGUCAGCAAUAUUUUGCUCUUCUCCGGACCUCUCCUUUUCCAGCACUAUAGGCUCCAGAUCCUGCCCCACCUGCUGGCCUACCUGCUCCUACCUGUUGCCCAGAUUGCUAUGACCGGCUCCGUCCUGACUACCCUCGCCGUGUCAGUUGAACGAUUUAUAGCUGUGUGCAGACCUCAUGUACCGGCUGCCAAGGAUAUUGGCCGGAUUAUCUGUUCUCUAAUCGUCUUCUUCUCGAUCCUGCUCAAUCUAAACAGGUUCAUGGAGUACGAAACAAAGCUGAACACUAUUGAGUUCCCUCCUAACAUAUCCUUCUCUGGAGCCGUAAGAGGAACAACGAACCAGAGUACCAACUUAGUAACCUGGAGUUUCUACACAAUAAAACCAACCCCAACACGACUGGACCCUAAAAUAUCUCAGAUUGCAGCUGUGAGUAGUAUUCUCAUCCUAAACAUUCUACCAUUCUUUGCUAUGUCCAUCCUUAACAUCUGUAUAUACAGGAGUAUCAAAAAGCGAUCCCAGCUUAUCAACUCAGUAACCAGAGAAAGAAGGAACCUCGGGAUUGCGACAAUACUUGUCUCCAUCGUCCUCGUAUUCGUCCUCUGCCACAGCCCGAAGUGUGUCAUCAACUUCCUCGAGUUGAUAGCUGUCAUUUCAGGUAUAGCUCCAAGCUGGGGACCCGGACCGGAAAUACUUGUAACCCUUUCACAUUUUCUCAUCACCGCCAACUCUUCCGCUAACUUUAUUAUUUACUGCUUCAAGGAUGAAGGAUUUAGAAACUCAAUGAUCAGCAUAAUUACAUGUUUUAGACGAGGAGAUCCUAGUGGAAGAAGAAGAGGAAGCAGGAGUAGACGAGGGAUCAGAUCCUCGGAAGGUGUACAAACUAGACAACCGAAACUAGAUGGAACAGACGGGUGUCAGGGUUAUGUGAACUCUACGGGAGAGAUUGAAGAGAAUGAAAUCCUGAUGCCUGGUAGUGUAGAGAGUUCUUCCAGUUCUCAAAAUCCUACAUCUGUACUCACUUACAUCAGUAUACACAGUGAGAAGAGAAGUAUUUUUACCCGUAGAAGCAGUCUCCAUAAUUCAACAAGGACGAUUUCUAAUCAUGAGUUCUGGUCUAGAAGCAGAAGCUAUACAGGAACUCCUGAGUGUGAGGUUACAUCCCUCUAAUAUACAGGAACACCUGAGUGUGAGGUUACAUCCCUCUAA